Molecule: messenger RNA, 1857 nt
Organism: Paramecium pentaurelia
Lineage: Eukaryota; Ciliophora; Oligohymenophorea; Peniculida; Parameciidae
Source: the annotation of a GenBank genome assembly
AUGGGAAGUGGAGCAGGUAAAUCUCUUACAAUUCCUGUUGUUUAUGUAGAAUCAUCAUCUAAUCAUUUGGCUAAUUUAAAGACAACAGAUAAAUAGAAAUUAAAAAUAUCAGAUCCAUAUUAGAAGCUUAAAUAAGGCUAUCUUACUAUCCCAUUAACUUUAAGAAAUGAGGAGAAUAAAGAGCCAAUUAAGGUAAUACAUGGUGUAGUGGGAUUGAAGAAUUUAGGUAACACUUGUUAUUUCAAUUGCGCAAUACAUUGUUUAAGUCAUACAUAGCCUUUACUUGAUUAUAUGUUAUCAAAAGUUUUUGAAAAGGAAAUUAACAAGAAUAGCAAAUUAGGAUCAAGAGGGUAAGUUACUGAAUGUUUUGCUUAAUUAUUGAGUGAUAUUUGGAAGGAUGAAAGAAGUAUUGGAAUGUCAAGUAAAGAACAUAAGAGUAAACCUUCGGAUUAGCAAAAUAAAUAAAAAUUAUAUGAGAAUUGGGUAGAUCCUUUGAAGUUAUUGAUGCUGAUUUAGAAAUACUCAAAGAGAUUUGAAAUAGGAUGUAAAUUAUUAACACAUUUAAUUAGAGUAGGAGGAUUGUCAAGAGUUGUUGAGUUAUUUAUUAGAUAUUAUUCAUGAAGAUUUGAAUAGAUGUAAAAAGAAGGAGAUAAUUAAAGAAAAGGAUUAUAUAGGUGAACCAAAAGAAGAAUGGGCUGCAGAAUCAUGGGGUGAACAUCUAAAAAUCAAUAAGAGUAUUGUGGUUGAUUUGUUUUAGGGAUAGUUAAAAUCUAAAGUGGAGUGUAAAACAUGUCGUUAUCAAAGUCAUAAAUGGGAACCAUUCUUAUUUCUAAAUUUGCCUAUUAAAUAAUAAUAAUAAUAAUAAUAAUAAUAAUAAUUAUCUAAAUCACUUGGGAGCUCCUAGUUAAAAUAAGAAACUGUUUGCUAAUUAACAGAAUGCUUAGAUCAAUUUUAAUAAGAAGAAACAAUAUAAUGGAAAUGUCCUAAAUGCUAAGAAACUAGAGAUUGUAAAAAAGGGAUUUAAAUAUGGAAAUUACCAAAUAUUCUAAUUAUUCAUCUUAAGAGAUUUGAAUAUGGAUCUAAAUAGACAGGUAAAAUAACUUAAAAGGUUAAUUUCCCUAUUAAUGAUUUAAAUAUGUCUCCUUAUUGUUUUGAAUAGGAUAACACUAUUUAUAAUUUAUAUGCAGUUGCAUAACAUCAUGGUUCAUUAUAAUAUGGUCAUUAUAUCUCCAUUUGUAAACAUAGACUUGAUAAUUAAUGGUAUAUGUAUAAUGAUGAUUCAGUUCUUAAGGUAUUAUUAAUCUGAUUCUAGAUUCAAGAUUUGGAAAAAGCAAUAGUUAAUUAAUAUGCUUAUGUUCUAUUUUAUUAAAAAUAAACAGACAACAUUUUCAGAUAAACUACUACUAAUCCUAGUUGUUGGCCUCAUAAUUAAAGUGCUAAAAAAAAAAAUAAUGAUGAUCCACCAAAGGAUACAUCAAAAUAAUUGACUUUGAUAUAAAUGGAUUAUGAAGAAAAUGAACAGAAAGGUUAAUUAGAUGAUAAUAGUCCUCACAAUAUUUCAAACAAUUCCAUAAAAAUUGAUCCAUAAAAUGGAUAGUAGAAACUUUUUCUUUAUCCAAAUUCUAGAGAAUAAAACAGCAGAUAUAAUUCAAUAUACAAAAGAUCAAGGCCUUCGGUUGAUAAUCAUAGUAAUAAUGAUUAAUAAACAUCUAUUACUAAAAUAGAAGAAGAGGUAUUUUUUAAUUAAUAUUAAUUUGAAAGUGGGGUUUUAUUUCAAAUAAUAAAACAUAAAAAGAGAUGGAUAAAAAAGUAGAAAAAAAGUUUUACGAUUUAAGAGCCAAAGGUACUCGUAAAUGA